AUGCGUGUAAAACAAAGUAACUUCGUACCACAAAGUCACUUCGUUGCAGGUUACGUCGCACCACACAGUCACUUUGUUGCAGGUUACGUCGCACCACACAGUCACUUCGUUGCAGGUUACGUUGCACCACACAGUCACUUCGUUGCAGGUUAUGUCGCACCACACAGUCACUUCGUUGCAGGUUACGUCGCACCACACAGUCACUUCGUUGCAGGUUACGUCGCACCACACAGCCACUUCGUUGCAGGCUACAUCGCACCACACAGCCACUUCGUUGCAGGUUACGUCACACCACAAAGUCAGUUCGCUGCAGGUUACGUCGCACCACACAGUCGAUUCGUUGCAGGUUACGCCGCACCGCACAGUCACUUCGUUGCAGGUUAUGUCGCACCACACAGUCACUUUGUUGCAGGUUACGUCGCACCACACAGCCACUUCGUUGCAGGUUACGUCGCACCACACAGUCACUUCGUUGCAGGUUACGUCGCACCACACAGUCACUUCGUUGCAGGUUACGUCACACCACACAGUCACUUCGAUGCAGGUUACGUCGCACCACACAGUCACUUCGUUGCAGGUUACGUCGCACCACACAGUUACUUCGUUGCAGGUUACGUUGCACCACACAGUCACUUCGUUGCAGGUUACGUCGCACCACAAAGUCACUACUUUGCAGGUUACGUCACACCACACAGUCACUUCGUUGCAGGUUACGUCGCACCACACAGUCACUUCGUUGCAGGUUACGUCGCACCACACAGUCACUUCGUUGCAGGUUACGUCGCACCACACAGUCACUUCGUUGCAGUUUACGUCGCACCACACAGUCACUUCGUUGCAGGUUACGUCGCACCACACAGUCACUUCAUUGCAGGUUACGUCGCACCACAUAGUCACUUCGUUGCAGGUUACAUCGCACCACACAGUCACUACGUUGCAGGUUACGUCGCACCACACAGUCACUUCGUUGCAGGUUACGUCGCACCACACAGUCAAUUCGUGACAUUUAGUGGUUUAUCAUUUCGUACAUUUGAUUUCCACACGUCACAAACAAUUAAUUAUAACUUCUAUGAUACGGCGGGUAUAUCAUUUUGA
Molecule: messenger RNA, 1095 nt
Organism: Saccoglossus kowalevskii
Lineage: Eukaryota; Metazoa; Hemichordata; Enteropneusta; Harrimaniidae
Source: RefSeq, a predicted model, not a curated record